Molecule: messenger RNA, 2828 nt
Organism: Rhodamnia argentea
Lineage: Eukaryota; Viridiplantae; Streptophyta; Magnoliopsida; Myrtales; Myrtaceae
Product: probable LRR receptor-like serine/threonine-protein kinase At3g47570
Exons: 1
Coding region: 18-2828 (936 amino acids)
Biological process (GO): hormone-mediated signaling pathway; protein phosphorylation
Cellular component (GO): plasma membrane
Molecular function (GO): protein binding; protein kinase activity; ATP binding
Source: RefSeq, a predicted model, not a curated record
UCCUUCGGCUUUGAGUCAUGAAACCCGUAAGCAUUAGUUUUGCAGAGUUUCGAUCAUGCCGCUUGCUUCUUGGCAUUGCUCUUGCACUGUGCUUCAGUCGAGUCUCCUCCACCACCAACGAAACAGACAGACUCGCGCUGCUCGCAUUUAAGGCCGGCAUAACCGAAGAUCCUUCUGGGGUGCUCACCUCAUGGAACAAUAGCAUCGGGUUCUGCCGGUGGCAUGGCAUUACUUGUGGCCGGAGGCACCGGAGGGUCACCGUCCUGGACUUGAGGUCGCAAGGACUCUCUGGAUCGAUCUCUCCUCAUGUCGGAAAUCUCAGCUUCUUAAGGGAAAUGUGGCUGGAAUACAACAGUUUCAAUCAAGAAAUACCUCCACACCUUGGCCAGUUGCGCCGCCUACGUAUCCUACGAUUGACCGGCAAUUUGUUGGUCGGCGAAAUUCCCAAGAACUUAUCGGGUUGCUCGGAUCUAGUCACCCUCAGGAUCGGGGACAACGACCUAACCGGAGAAAUUCCUGGAGAGCUCGGGUCAUUGCUGAAGCUACGAGAUUUCGGGUUGUAUGCUAAUAAUCUAAACGGGAGAUUGCCUUCCUUCAUUGGGAACUUAUCUUCACUAGAGGUCCUUUUUUUAGCACUGAACGACUUGGAUGGGAGCAUUCCCCAAGUUCUAGGCCACCUGACAAACUUGCAAUUCAUCGGCAUCGGAGAAAACAGAUUGUCGGGUACGAUUCCAUCUUCGUUGCUCAAUCUCUCUUCCCUAACUCAGUUUGAUGCUGGAAACAACCAGUUACAGGGGACUCUUCCCGCAGACAUAGGCCUCAAAAUCCCAGAUCUUGUAUUUUUAAGUGUUCUCGACAACCAACUCGAGGGACCGAUUCCUUCGUCGAUAUCGAAUUGCACAAAGCUAGAUAGGCUUCAACUUGGAGGCAAUAAAUUUUCCGGGAAAGUACCUUCUUGGGAGAAUCUGUAUGUGCUUAGUUGGCUUCAAAUCUUCGCUAACCAGCUUGGUAGUGGAAAACCUGAAGACUUGAGCUUCCUCUGCUCGUUAACUAAUAGCACCAAAUUAGAGUACGUGGGUAUUGACAGGAAUCAGUUUGGCGGGGUAUUACCGAAAUGCAUAGGUAAUUUCUCCACUGCUCUCAUACUAUUUUCUGUGGCCGAGAAUCAAAUAUCUGGUGAGAUUCCAAAAGAAAUUGAGAAUUUUGUCAAUCUGGAAGUAUUGUAUAUGGAGCUCAACCAGCUUUCAGGUGUUAUCCUCUCAAGCUUGGGGAAUUUACAAAAUCUAUUCGCAGUGGAAUUAAGUGAUAAUAACUUGGGAGGGACUCUCCCAUCUUCUUUGGGAAAUCUGACCAAUUUGAUCACACUACGUCUUGAUGGGAACAACUUUCAUGGGCAAAUUCCUUCACGCCUAUCAAACUGCCGGUCUCUUAAUUUGCUUGAUUUGUCCAAUAACAAUCUCAGUGGUGCUAUACCCCCGCAACUUUUAGGUCUCUGGUCAUUGACAAUCAUUUUGAACUUAUCUCGAAACCAUUUGACUGGGGUUCUACCCAUAGAAGUUGGCAACUUGAUAACAUUGACUGCGCUGGACAUAUCUAACAAUUUGUUGGUAGGUGAAAUCCCAAGCAGUUUAGGUGAUUGCACUUCGUUGACAUCAUUGAGGAUGGGAGGAAACUUCUUCCACGGGUUGAUUCCUCAAACAAUCAGAUCGUUAGGAGGCAUCGACGAACUAGAUCUUUCAUGCAACAAUUUAUCGGGUCAGAUUCCAGAAUUCUUAACGAUAUUUCAUUCCUUGAAACUUUUGAAUUUAUCGUACAAUAUGUUUGAAGGCAAGCUACCAUCUAAAGGAGUCUUUAGGAAUGCUAGCAGAACUUUUAUUGUGGGGAACAAUGACCUCUGCGGCGGGCUACCAGAAUUUCACCUCCCCAAUUGCAUCUCCAGAAGCUCCAAGAGCAAAAGGAUCAAUUUAGUGACGUUGUCCACUUCUGUUAUUUUCGGAGUUCUUGGAGUAGCUCUUAUUCUGGCUUUCAUAUAUCUUUGUUGGUUCAAGAAGACAAUAACGGAACGGGUUCCAAGUUCAAGGGACGAUUCACUUCCAAAUGUAUCUUAUGGAGCACUUCUAAAAGCAACCGAUGGUUUUUCUUCAAUGAAUUUGAUCGGUGUUGGGAGCUUUGGUUCUGUUUAUAGGGGUAUACUACUCGAGGUCAGUGGGACUAUUGUUGCCGUGAAGGUGCUUCAUUUAGUCCGUCAUGGUGCUUUGAAGAGCUUCAUAGUCGAGUGUGAGGCACUAAAGAACAUCAAACAUCGAAAUCUUUUGAAGAUAUUGACAGUUUGCUCUAGUAGUGAUUAUCGAGGAAAUGAUUUUAAAGCCUUAGUCUAUGAAUUCAUGGACAAUGGAAGCCUGGAACAGUGGCUACACCCAAGUGCAACAUCAUCUCAUGGCACCGAGCUUCCGAAAAGGUUGAAUAUCAUUCAAAGGAUGAAUAUUGCUAUUGAUGUUGCUUCCGCAUUGGAUUAUCUCCAUCACCAGUGCCACAUCUCCAUCAUUCAUUGUGAUCUAAAGCCAAGCAAUAUUGUCUUAGAUGAUGAGAUGGUCGCACAUGUAGGUGACUUUGGAUUGGCGAAGUUCCUUAUUGGAUCAUCCCUUGAUGCCGUAGCUAAUCGGAUGAGCUCUGUGGGUUUUAGAGGGACAAUCGGUUAUGCUCCACCGGGUAAUCUCUCUCUCAAAUCAAGAAAGUGUAUUUACCCAAAAAGGUUAUUGAUGGAUCUUUUUGUCAGAAGUUUAGUGGAGAAUAAUAACUCUUAUGAUCUCACGCACAUUACAUCAUGA